This is a messenger RNA of Amoebophrya sp. A120, 3403 nucleotides long. The record is from the annotation of a GenBank genome assembly. NCBI's taxonomy places the organism in Eukaryota, Dinophyceae, Syndiniales, Amoebophryaceae.
AGAAACAGUAAUAAACUCGGAAACGAUGCUUAAUUUAAGCAUCGUUUCCGAGUUUAUAUACUGUUUCUUAAGUAGGAGUACGUAUAGGUAUAGUGUACUAUAACGACAUGCACACGAAGAUGAAGAGAGUGUGCGAAUUGAUGGCUUAUAUGAUGUUAGUGUUGCGUGAUGUUGAUUGGCAUUAAUUUGUGUCCUCUUACUCAACCGAAGUUGCUGUUGGCGCUGCAUCAAAAACUGCGACAUUCUUUUGCGCACACGGCCAAUUGUAGUUCCUUGCUCAACAUGGCGGACUUCGUGGCGAUCAAUGUGAUAAAUUGCAAUUUUGAUUUUCGUGUCUCUCAAGCAGAGCGAUUCACUAAAUCUUCCAAGUAGCCGUGUUUUUCGAUCCGGCGCAGGAUUAUUUGUCUUCGUCGCGGCUUUCGGUUUCGCUGUGUUGAGAAGUGACCGUCGUGCUUGCUAUUCGACCGACCCUACUGAUGCGAUAUCGAACCACAUGAAAAGUGGAGUCAAAUCAUGUGCAUGUUAUCAUUUGCUUGCUCCUCGAAGAUUGACCUGAGAGGGUUGCGCGUCGAUCGAUUUGAGAAAUACUCUUGAGUGUUGCCAGCGCAUAGAUAUAUUUCUAAGUGGGUUUCUGUGGGUGCCGCAAGCGUAUUCAUUCUGUUACGAGCGAAAGCUGCGAGGAUGAGGAAGAAAAGUGAAAGUGAUCAAGGUAUUGAGUAUAUGACUGUGCGAAUUCUCGCGGCGUGCGCUAAAUGCAGUACAAGACGACUACUCAUAGUUGCACAGUGAGGUCAUUACUCAUCUUCGAGUAAAAAAAAAAACAAAAUAAAGACCACAAGGAUGCAUCCACGAACUCGUGAGGACCGGCACCUCUUCAAGCACAAGGAAAAUGUGGAGCGUGAGCGCCUGCGCAAUCGCACGGGUGGGUACUUCAAGUACGAGGACAUUCCUGACGUGAUUGCACAGGAAAAAUCUUGUCCAGCCCUAUCAUAUAGAACAACACACCCAAAGAAAUCCUAUACGGAAACUGCUCUGCAACUGUAAGCCCAAGCUGCAUUUUUUUCCUUCGACGGGAGCAACAGAAACUCAAGCUAUCGAAGAACGUUGGUUCGCUGUAGCAUCCCGCGUUUUCAUCUGACCACCACAUCCUUUUCAUAGUACGAUUCGCACGUAAAAUUGCUGCAAAAUGCAUUAUUUCGCAUAGAAUGAGUGUCGAUGUCCUUAAGUGCGUCUCUAGAUGAUUCUAGAGGGACACCAAUUUAGAACCAAAACAAGCUGCUUACACGACUAUUUUUUCUGAUUUGGGUGUGAUUCUGAUUUUCUCUUUGAAAGACCUACAUUGGUGAAAAGGAGCGGCAUGACCGGGCGGUCGCCGAGAAAUUUCUGGAGGAACGAAUGGUCCAGGUAGACCGGCGGAACGACGUGACGGAGCUGCGUUAUGAAGUCGUCAGGUGGGAAGUCGCCAAAGUGAAAAUAGCAUGGGUUCUUGCGGAAGAAUACGUUUGUCAUGAGAUAGGCCGCAAGUCGAGGAAAGGUCGCAAUGCAGAGAGGCAGAUUGUAGGCCAGACGGAGGAUCGUCGUUGAGAAAAUGUCUGCCGACUAGUACUAGGAGGACAGAAGUGCACUACACUGUUUUCCGAAACCGUGCGAUGUGGACAGAUUCACGCUCAUUGAAAAGUGUAUAGGAUUUUGCUCCUCUUCGCGAUCACGCACGGCCUCGAAUUUUUUAUUUUUACGCAAAUGGAAUGCAACAGCAGCAUGCAGUUGUAUUUUAUUUUUCAACAUUUUGACGAUCACGAUUUACGAUUUUCCACCUGCCGCUCCGAUAUGCAACGCGCACACAAUUUGGAGCGGGAGCAUGCCCGUUGGGAAUAUCCAGGAGAAAACUCCCAUCCCCAUCCAUUUUCUGCAUGGAAAACGCUAGAAGUUAUGCACGUUUUGCAUGAGAAAUUGGAUGGGAGAAGUGGGUGUUUUUUUUCCUGGAUACGGAAGCGAUUGACCACAAAGACAAAAAGGAAUCCGACCGCCAGCGUCGCCUGAUCGAGGAUCCCCUCAUCGGCAAGAAAAACGUUUCCGGUGUCCCCUUCGACAUCGUUAAUCUCGAGUACUUAUGUAAAUCACCAGAAUUCAUGUUUCAUGAGAAUGACAAUGAGCAGCUUGUCGAAAAAUAGCAGAGCCUUUUGACCACAGACAUAAAGCCAUUUUUAGGAGCGUGGUGUGAGGAGACGGAGCAUCCGUCAGCGUUGAACUGGACGCUUCGUAAAUGUCUCGAAUUGACAACAAGAAGUAGAUGAAGUUAAUUUUAUUUCUCCAAGAGCUUGCCCUUGUCCUUGUGCUUGGAAAUGAAAUCGAAACCCUUCUAGGUACGAAAACACUUGGGAAGGUCGGAAAUUGCGACACGAUGACGAGAUGACGAGAUACCGGGGAGACCUGCGAAAAGCCAAUCUCGCCUACCGUGGGCACUUGGGUUUUAACCCAAUCCUGGGAGAGCAGUCCUAUCCUUUGCCAAAUCCGACCAAACCAGACCCAUUCACCGAAGAAAAGCCUGCCGGCUACAUUGCGAAAAAUUCAGCAUUGGGCUAACCGGGCUCGUUUAUGUUGAGGAGCGUACUUCUAUAAUAUUAAUAUUUCAGUUUAUUAUGUGAUGAGCUUCUGGACAAAUAAUAUGCUAAUCUGUCUCUGCUUGUUCGUGUAAUAAGACUAUAGCGAAUGUGUGACUCGUCGAUAUAGAUAUUGCUAUCUGUAGAAGCACCCUCCUCGGUUGCACGCGAACUGUUGUGCAUCCCAUCUUCAGCCAGGAUUGGAAGUGCGCCCGCGCUUCAUUGCACACAGCAAUUAUGUUUUACUGUUAUCCUUCUACCUGAUCAUCUGUUUCGAGUCAGGAAUGAAAACAAAGAAAAAUGCAAACCCAUCGCCGUAGCGAUGGAACGACGUCGAGGCGAAGCAUCGCGAAGAUAUGUCUCCCCAUUCGCAUCACAAUUCUGUAUGCGCGGUUGUUCAACUUGCAGUCCGAGACGAAAGUAGAAGCUUUUCACGACCAGGACUAAUAUAUAAGUAAGAAAGACAAGGCUGGCAGACCAACGAGGGCAUAGUAUUUUUUUUGCAACUAAUUUGUCGGAGACUCCUGCCGGGAAUAUAAAGUAAACAGAAAUACUCCCAAGUAGUGCAGCCCAGCGUGAUGUAAUACUCGAAAAGAACGAAAAGACUGCAACUCAACUUCACUCGGCGGCAACAAUGUGCUGCUCACUUUCGUCCCAGCAAAGCCAAAGCUUUUCGGCGGCAAAACCUCAUGCAUUCAACGAGUAAAAACUGUAACGCACAAGAGCAAUGCGCGCCAAUUGCAAUUGUUGAGUGUGGACGUGCGAGGUAAGGAAGCACCAGCAGGCUGCGACUCGUGAAGCGG